GCUGAGACCUUGAGGCGCCGGUUGCGUGCCUAUCGUGGGCCCAUGUGGCGAGCGGACGACCUCUUGGACGCGGUUGAGGCGCUUCUGGAGGUCGUGACCCAGGCCGGGGAGAAUGAGGUGGAGUUCGUGGAGAGUGGCACCACAGAGCUGAGCCAGGCUGAAGCAGUGGACAGGCUACUACGAAUGGAGGCAGAGGAGCGGGAGGCUGAUGACAGGGACGAGCGUGCAAUGCUGGAGAUGCAGCUCCACCAUGAGGCGGAACUGGACAGGGCGUUGGAGCAAGACCGCCGAGCCUGGGACCAACAUGCAAGCAGGCAAGCGCAGGAGUGGGAUGACUGGGCCAUGUUUGAUGAAAUGUCCAAGGGCAGGCCUCAGGCCCGGGUGAGACCGCAGCUAUACAUGACUGUGGCAACCAGUCACCUCCAGAACCAGGCGGGCACGAGCCGGACCUGGCGGUUUCCGCUGGCCAAACCCGGUCAAGAGCCAGUUCGUGUGUCCUUUACUGUGGAAGAGGUCAUGGAGCCGGACCCAGAGGACGUGGAGACUGUGUUGGUGGCCUCGCCCAGUUCCAAGCCUACAGCCGCGGACCUGCCGUUACCUGUUGGUGGUGAAGAGUUGGGUGCGGGGCUGCUGUCUGUGGCAGAGCGAGGUGAUGAACAUGGAACGGCCUUGUCUCAGGCUGCUGGUGGGCCGGGCAGCCUCAGUGCUGUUGGAGAAGUUGCCACGGGUGCGGGCGAGAAUGUCGACACUGUCAUGGACACACAGAUGGCCAACUUGGCAGCGAAUGUCUUGGUUGACCCCGGCACCGGUGAGUUGGUCGUCCAGCAGACACUGGGUCAGGAGUCGGAUGGUGUGAUUCGGCAAGGGGUCAAACGUGGUCGGCACAGUGAGCAAGAGGGAUCGGUGGACGUGGGACCGUGA
Symbiodinium sp. CCMP2456 is the source of this 921-nucleotide messenger RNA. Lineage: Eukaryota; Dinophyceae; Suessiales; Symbiodiniaceae. The record is from the annotation of a GenBank genome assembly.